CAGUCAGGGAACCGAUAGCUGGCUGGGAAGCGUCGCGCUGGAAAAAUAGGAAAAUAAGUGAAAGAAAGAAAGAAAGAAAUAAAGAAAGAAAAGGAGGAAGAACACGAUACCAAUCUAUACGGGUCUGACCUCAUCUCUUUCCGGGAACAGUGGAUUUACAAUCAGAUGUUUUUCACGGCAGGACUUCGGUUCAAAACAUAACUUUUUUUUUCUUUCUGGAGCUACUUAUCAGGAGUUGUAGGUUGCCACCAAUCUUAUUGUUGAAAAAGAGGCAUUUGUUAAAGAUCAUUACAUUGAAGUACAAUUGAAAGUCAUAAAUUUCGUCUACCUGGACAGCAAACAUUUAAUAAUGAAAGAGCUUUGGAGUUUCCCUUUGAUGAGCCUUGUCACUCUUCUUCUACAGUUUAAUGUUUCCUCUGGAAUUAAAUGGUUAGCUCUUGCUAAAACCCCAGCCUCAUUGCAACUAAACCAGACACAGCACUGCAAGAUACUGGAGGGAUUGGUCUCUUCUCAAGUGCAGCUCUGCCGGAGUAACCUGGAGUUAAUGCAAACCAUUAUUCAGGCAGCAAAAGAAGUCAAAAAGACAUGCCAGAAAACAUUUGCUGACAUGAGGUGGAACUGCUCGUCUAUUGAAUUGGUGCCCAGCUUCUCACCUGACCUAGAGAGAGGGACAAGAGAAGCUGCAUUUGUGUAUGCAUUAUCAGCAGCUGCUAUUAGUCACUUUAUUGCCCGAGCCUGCACUUCUGGUGAUCUUCGAGGAUGCUCCUGUGGGCCAAUCCCAGGAGAAAUUCCUGGGCCAGGCUACCGGUGGGGUGGCUGUGCAGACAACCUGCAUUAUGGACUUCUGAUGGGUUCCAAGUUCUCUGAUGCCCCAAUGAAGAUGAAAAAGUCUGGUUCACAGGCGAAUAAACUGAUGCACCUCCACAACAGUGAAGUGGGACGACAGGCAUUAAGUGAAGCUCUUGAAUUAAAGUGUAAGUGCCAUGGUGUUUCAGGCUCAUGUUCAAUAAAGACAUGCUGGAGGGGCCUCCAAGAUCUUAAGGACAUUGCCAUUGAUUUAAAGACUAAGUACCUGUCGGCUACUAAAGUGGUACAUCGACCAAUGGGCACUCGGAAGCAACUGGUUCCAAAAGAUAUUGACAUCCGUCCAGUACGUGAAAAUGAAUUGGUAUACCUUCAGAGCUCUCCAGAUUUCUGUGCCAAGAAUGAAAAACUUGGUUCCCUCGGAACUCAAGACAGACAUUGCAACAAGACAUCCAUUGGCAGUGACAGCUGUGAUCUUAUGUGUUGUGGACGAGGCUACAACCCCUACACCGAGAAGCUUGUAGAAAGGUGUAACUGCAAAUACCACUGGUGCUGUUAUGUUACAUGCAAGAAAUGCGAGAGAACUGUGGAAAGAUACGUUUGCAAAUGACCUGUUUGGCUUCUACUUCAGUCUUUCCAAUAUGUGAGGCUGCAAUAUAACCAAAGCACUAUGUACUGAGAUGAUGGAUUUUGUCUUAAGCUUGACCAUGUUUAUUUUAUUAAGGACUUUAUUUUAAAGAGCCAACCAGUGGACCUUGCAUCUACAAACAAAUCAGAAAAUGGAUUUUUGCUUAAUGCAUGUGGAUGUUGAAACAUAAUGUCACUGCCUUAUUCCCUUAUGAAUAAAUACCGUAGACAUCUGCAAAGAAGGGAAACAUUUAGCUAAACACAUUGCAAGCGAGAUUGGAAUUCUCAAAGGAAAAAAAUAUAUAAAAUUAUAUAUAAUAUAAAAAUGGUAAAAUACAGCCUGAACAUGAACAUUCUCAUGUUAAAAGUCACAAAUGGAACUCGGAGCGAAUGGUUUGGAUUUCUUCUGCAGUAAAAUUUGGCCGCAUUUUUCGAAGAAAGUCAAAAAUGGUUUGCUUUAGUUUUGGAAGAAGUGACUUUGCAGUGACUGAACUAGAGUAUACGCUGAGAUGGUGGAGUUUGGACUAGAGAGCUUCAGCUUAAUCAAUUAGAGCGCUUGUCAGCACUCUCAAAAUCUUAAAUCAACUUUAGUACAAGUCUCCAUUUGCACAUGAGACUGAGUUAAGGCCAGUAGGAGGUGAGAAAUUUGCGCUGGCAAAUUUGCAUGAUGUGAGGAAUGUAAAUAGUUGAAAUCGACCCAAGCUGGUGCAAGUGAGCUGCAAACAUGGCUCUCCCAUGGCAACAGAAUUUGAAACCACAGUUCUGUGGAUGUAUAUACUAUCUUUUGUAUGCUGAAUUUUAAAAAGAUAUAUUUAUAAACUAAUUAAAGAAUCUUUAACAAACAUGUCAGUGUUAAAUACGCAUUUGAAUACUGUCAUAAUGUCCAAUACAAUACCAUUUAUUUUCUUACGUUUUUAAGAGUGUAUAAUGGUUUCUUUGUUAUGUUUUAACCUCGUCGUCUCAAUACAUUUCUGGGGUGAACUUCUUAACCUGCUUUUUAACAAGCAUAGUGGCAUGGCGUACCUAUAAUCUAGUUUGUUGAAGAUUUUAUUAUUGUACUAAUGAAAAGGAGAAGUUAGUCCUAUUGCAGAAAUAUUACAAACGGCUAUUCUCAAAAAAUGGAAGGUUUUGUCAGUCCCACAAUGUGCAGGUAAGUCAAGUGGACAUCACGUUUGUGUCUAUGACUAUAGAACUGAUAUUCUUGUAGACUACUGAUGGAAAAAUAACCUUUUUUAAAAAUGUAAUUAUAAAGUGUAUUAAAAAUCAUUAUAAAUGAUUAUGGAAGUUAUAAAAUCUCAGUGAGAUGGCAAACAUUUUUGAACUAUUGGGUCUGAAUUAACUGAAAUAUUAAAAGCUUUAUUACAUAAAUCA
Molecule: messenger RNA, 2802 nt
Organism: Polypterus senegalus (gray bichir)
Lineage: Eukaryota; Metazoa; Chordata; Cladistia; Polypteriformes; Polypteridae
Gene: wnt11
Product: wingless-type MMTV integration site family, member 11
Exons: 6
Coding region: 350-1414 (354 amino acids)
Biological process (GO): cell fate commitment; canonical Wnt signaling pathway; neuron differentiation
Cellular component (GO): extracellular region
Molecular function (GO): frizzled binding; cytokine activity
Source: RefSeq, a predicted model, not a curated record